Molecule: messenger RNA, 1458 nt
Organism: Microdochium trichocladiopsis
Lineage: Eukaryota; Fungi; Ascomycota; Sordariomycetes; Xylariales; Microdochiaceae
Exons: 2
Coding region: 1-1458 (485 amino acids)
Source: RefSeq, a predicted model, not a curated record
AUGGGCGAGUCCGCCGCAACGACGCUGGCGUCUGUGCUCGUGCUCGCCCUGGGCUUUGCUGGCGCCGGCUACGCCUACCACAAGUUUUACAAGCACCUGGUCCUCAAGAAGAUCCGCAACGCCUUUGAGCCUGGCGACCCGGUGCUCGAGCUAGCUGCCAUCGGCCGGGGUCUCACCCCGCCACCUGAUGCCGAGCACUGGGUGAUGCGUGAUGAGCAGGCGCAUAUCGACGAUGUGAUCGCUGGCAAGGCCAGGGGCCACUACUUGCUCAUGAUGGGAGAAAAGGGCAGCGGCAAGAGCAGCAUGAUACUCGAUGCCAUGCGCAAGAUCGAUGGGGACGGGUGCUCAAUGUUCGAGGCCCAUGCAGAUCUCGAGAUAUUUCGGAUUCGACUUGGCAAGGCACUUGACUACGAGUUUCACGAGGACUACAUCGGCGGCUACUUCAGCGAGAAAGGACCGCGCGAAUCCACGGCGCUCUUGGACAUUGAGCGUGCAUUGAACAAACUGGAAAAGGUUGCCUUGAAACGACGCAUAGAGAAAGGCAAGCCCCUGGUGCUUGUGGUCAACCAGGUCCACCUACUCCGAGACGAUGCAGAUGGCAAGGAUCUGCUGGAGCUGCUGCAACAGCGUGCCGAACAAUGGGCUGCAUCCAACAUCGUGACCAUGAUCUUCAACAGCGACGACUACUGGGUGUAUGAGAGGUUCAAGCUGCUUGCGACACGGAUGGAGGUGCUCCCGAUUACAGAUCUAUCCAAGCCCAAGGCGAUUGCGGCGCUGAAAUCUUACCGAGAACGCUAUUUCCAGCAGACGCCAGAGCUAUCGAUGCUGGAGGAGAUUUACGACCGAGUCGGUGGGCGACUGUCAUUCCUGAACCGUGUCGCUCGGUCGAAGGACAUGCUAGAGACUUGCGACCAGAUCAAAGACAUUGAGAAGACUUGGCUGCUUAACCAGUGCUGGAUUCUUGGCGAGGAGAUGGACGACGACGUCAUGGACCAGCAGAAGUGGGCGUCUGCUUCCAUGGCCUUGGCGCAGGCUCUUGUAGACAAGGAGAAAGAGAUGGACAAGACGUACUGCCAGGAGCAGGGCCACGUUCUCCCAUCGUUCCAGAUGCACGAGGCGCAGCAAGUCAUGACACGCUCCGACUUUGUCCGCGAGCUUGACCGUCUCAACCUGUUCACCAUUACUUCGACUGCACAAGUCCGUGCCUCCUCAGUGCCUAUGCACCGCGCUUUCCGUGAAAUCUGCUCUGAACCAGGCUUCCGCGAGUUCCUGGAGGAAACAAUGGAGCGGAUUGCGGCGAUUGAGAGCUUGGGACGUACGAGAGAGUUGGUUGCAAAGGACUUGGUGCUGGGCGGCAAGUACGAGAUCGCCAGAACGUUUGAGGGAAUCGAGGUUACGCUAAGGCAGAAGGAGGCGGAGGAGGAGGAGGAGGCCAAUGACGGAAAGGAUGAUGACUAA